AUGCAAAAAACAAUUGCCAAAGUCCCCUCCAUCUUCCACCCCACUGCUGCUGCUGCUGCUGCUGCUGCUGCCGAAGACGCCCUCCCCGCACCCCCCUCCAAGGGCAGGCCCAUCCAGUGCACCAUCCUCGAGGUCAAGGCCGUAGAGGGCCUGGGGACCACGCUGGACGUGAUUCUGGUGCAGGGGGUUUUGUACGAAGGCGACCGCGUGGUUUGCUGCGGCAGCAAAGGGCCAAUCGUGACUUCCGUGAGGGCUUUGCUGACCCCUCAGCCUCUCAAGGAGAUGAGGGUUAAGGGAGAUUACCAGAGUCAUUCCUUUGUAGAAGCAGCAAUGGGAGUCAAGAUUGUUGCACCGGGCCUGGAGGACGCGGUGGCGGGGACUUCGCUGUUCGUGGCGGAGAAGGAGGAAGACAUUGCGGAGUUGGAGAGCGAAGUGAUGCAGGAAGUUUCUUUGGUUUUGAAAAAAGUCGAAAAAACCACAAAUGGAGUUUAUGUCAUGGCCUCCACUCUCGGGGCCCUCGAGGCCCUCCUCGCCUACCUCGAGGACUGCAAAAUUCCCGUCUUCGCCGUCAACAUCGGGACUGUGCAGAAGAAAGACAUAAAGAAGGCGUCGGUGAUGCGGGAAAAGGGUUUUGCGGAGUUCGCGGUGGUUUUAGGGUUUGAUGUUAAAGUGGAUGCAGAAGCAGAAAAAGAAGCCAAAACCCUCGGAGUUAAAAUCUUUUCUGCAGAAAUCAUUUACCACCUUUUCGACCAGUUCACCAACUACUUCGAAGCCGUCAAACAGUCCAAGAAGAUUUACUACGUUUAG
This is a messenger RNA of Eimeria tenella, 807 nucleotides long. Its product is annotated as translation initiation factor IF-2, putative. NCBI's taxonomy places the organism in Eukaryota, Apicomplexa, Conoidasida, Eucoccidiorida, Eimeriidae. The record is from RefSeq and is a predicted model, not a curated record. The transcript is spliced from 5 exons. Bases 1 to 807 code for a protein of 268 amino acids. Gene Ontology annotation, molecular function: translation initiation factor activity.